CCCUAUUAUCUACAGUUUAUAUCCCGCCUUAACUACAGCAAGUCCAAAAGUAUCCAUUUCAGUCACUCAAACCUCACCACACCCGCUGCAAAAAAUUUCACCCAAACCCAACCCGAAUCAUGGAAUCGCACAUUUCCGCCCUAACCACCCAAAUGGACCGCAUCACUGUCCUGGACCAGGACCGCGCCCUGCUUAAUCUCAUGACCAUUAUCCGGGACCGAAACACCAACGAUCGGGAGUUUUCCUCCGCGGUGGAGAAGAUUGUGCGUCGGUUGAUCACGUCGGCAUUGAACCACGUCCCCGCCGAAGAAUACACCAUCACCACCCCCAUCGAUAAACCCUACAAGGGAAUCCGGUUCACAAAGGGCGUUUGUGGAGUGAGCAUCUUGCGCGCCGGAGCAUGUAUGGAGCAGGCAUUGCGGGAUACCUGGACAGGCCGUCUCAGUUUCGGUAAAUUGCUCAUCCAGCGCGACGAAGAAACCAGUAUCGCCAAGAUUUAUUAUUCGAAGUUGCCGGCGGGGAUUACUAAUGAUGUUGUCCUGCUCCUGGAACCCAUGCUCGCGACGGGCGGAUCGGUGAUCAAAGCCGUGGAGAACUUGACUAGUCAUGGGGUUCCAGAGGAGUCGAUUGUGCUGGUGAAUGUGGUGUCGUCGAAGAAGGGCCUCGAGGUGGUUUCGGGGAGGUUUCCUGCGCUGAAGAUUGUUUCGGCAGCCGUGGAUGCGGAGUUGACAGGUCAGAAUUAUAUUAGUCCUGGAUUGGGGGAUUUCGGAGAUAGGUAUUAUGGGACGUCUUGCUAGGGUGGGAUCAAAUUUGAGGAUUGGAUGGGAUGGUUAAUGGGAAUUUGCAUAUAGCUUUCGUGUUGCAUAGUUAGGGAUAUGGUUGAUUUAGGUUGAAUGGUUGCAUUGUGCAUAGGGU
Molecule: messenger RNA, 915 nt
Organism: Aspergillus sclerotioniger CBS 115572
Lineage: Eukaryota; Fungi; Ascomycota; Eurotiomycetes; Eurotiales; Aspergillaceae
Product: uracil phosphoribosyltransferase
Exons: 5
Coding region: 120-797 (225 amino acids)
Source: RefSeq, a predicted model, not a curated record